AUGCAGGAUAAUGCUCGUCAUGAGCUUCAUUGGAUCCCUCGCCCUCCUGUCCAGCCACAUGAUGAUACAGACGUUGCCUCCCCUCUCCACAACGCUUCUGAUUCAUCCCCAGGACAGCCCGCGUCGCCCACAGCUGAUGGGCCAGACCCGAAUUCACUUCAUGGGUCGGCCACUUCUCCUGGGCCAGCCUGCUCUCCUCCGCCCUCACCUGAACUUAAUGACACUGCGACUGGGCCUGCCGAUUUGGCCACUUCUUCGCAGCCCAAUUCGGCCUAG
Molecule: messenger RNA, 276 nt
Organism: Linum trigynum
Lineage: Eukaryota; Viridiplantae; Streptophyta; Magnoliopsida; Malpighiales; Linaceae
Source: the annotation of a GenBank genome assembly